UUUAGCAUUAAAGUGCAGCACGAAGAAAUGUGACAGCAAGGUCCUUUUUUCCUUGGGUCCGGUUUGUCCGAACCCAAAGGCAUUCUCCGUGAUUCUCGGUUUCAGUGUAUUUCAGCGCUCAUUUUAUGCUUCAGGAUGAGUGGAAAAGCAUCAUCCAGUUCUGUGACUCAGAGAAUCACGUCUUCACUGAGUCUCGCCACAAUAACCUUUGUCAGGGAAAGAGUGCGUGGGAGAUCAUGAGAAGUCAUGCAGAUUUUGCACUAAAUUCCAGCGAACCAGCCAGUGGAUUGAUAAUUAACGUGGAACAUUUACGGCGAGAGUACAUUGUGCUUCUGGUGGAAUACACAGCGGACAUGGUGAACGUAGAUCAUAAGUGGAGUACCUGCACGACAGUGUUUCAGUACCUGCUCCAUGAUCUCGCGUGGGUACCAAGUUGGAGAAUCAACGUCUUAGAAGUUAAGAUCGAUACACAAGUCAAUAUUUUGCGACUUGGAAAUAUCCAGAAUAAAUGUUUCAUAUAUCACCGCUUCCACUUUAUGGUUAGGUCACCCUUGACCCUUAUUUCGUCCCUCAAAGAGACUUCUGCCGGUGCUAAGAGCCUCUCCCUCAGGUGUGGGUGA
Molecule: messenger RNA, 620 nt
Organism: Penaeus vannamei (Pacific white shrimp)
Lineage: Eukaryota; Metazoa; Arthropoda; Malacostraca; Decapoda; Penaeidae
Source: RefSeq, a predicted model, not a curated record